Trichomycterus rosablanca is the source of this 2329-nucleotide messenger RNA. Its product is annotated as GTPase IMAP family member 9. The coding region runs from base 228 to 1220 and encodes 330 amino acids. The record is from RefSeq and is a predicted model, not a curated record. The transcript is spliced from 5 exons. Lineage: Eukaryota; Metazoa; Chordata; Actinopteri; Siluriformes; Trichomycteridae. Gene Ontology annotation, molecular function: GTP binding.
GCACCUGAGGAGAGCACGUCACUGUACACGCCUCUUCCGGCACGUGCACAGCCCUCCUCUUCUCGCCCGUCAAUCAGGUACUGUUUUCUGAGAAGUACCGCCAUGCUGUGAUUCUGCCUUCCCCGGACUUGAAUGUGGGCCUAUUAUUCCUGGAAUAAUACUUGCAACAUUUCUUUCUUCAAAUGUGAUAAGUUGCUCUGAAGGACAAGAGAUCUGAAUGAAAAAAGAUGGCAUCAGUCGAGACGAAACCAAAAAAGCGUAGAAGCAGUGUUGACGAACCUCCGAACGUGAGUACUGAGGACAAAUCUUUGAGGAUUAUUACAUUUGGGAACUCUGAGGAUUAUCAGUUCUCUCUCACAAAGUUGAUUCUGAAGAAUGCAUUUUUUGACAGCGAUGAUCCUAAUGCUACUCUAACUACAAAAAAUUCAGAAAGCAUAUCAGGACGAAAUGUUACUGUGGUCAACACCCCAAAUCUUAAGAACCAUGACUUAAUGCAUUUCACAUUUAAAAAAGAGCUAAAGAAGUCUGUUUGUUUUUCCUGUCCUGGGCCACAUGUUGUACUUUUUACUCUAGGCCCCUCAGACAUGAAAUCGGAUGCAUACAACAUUUUCAAACCUGUGGUGCAGUACUUUGGAGAAAAAAUCUUAAACCACACAGUGGUUGUUUUAUACCAUGAACUACAGGGAGAUAACUACAGGGAGCUUAUCGAGAAGUGUCAUCAAAGAUACCUGAUUGUCAAUGAAAACACUGACAUAGCUGAGAUGACUAACAAACUAUUUGACAUUAUUGACCAGAUAAUUGUAAAUCACGGGGUUUUCUCCAAUGUGGAGUUUAAAGAAGCAGACAACAGAAUUGAAAAAGAGAUGAAAAUCCUAGAAAAGGCAAGAGAAAAAGAGGUCAGGAGAAUGUUGGAGGAACUAAAGAAACAGGGGGAAGAUGCAGUGAAACGUUAUAAGGAAGAGGAAUGGUUAAAGACCAGGAAGAGGGCAGAAGUGCUAGUUGCAGACAGAAUUGGCUUUACUCACAGACUUGUUGAUUAUGCAGCAGCAAUAGGUAAAGGAGCAGCUGCAGGUGCAUUGUUUGGUUUGGCAAUGGGGAUUCAGGCUAUGGAGGUAGGAGCAGUUGUUGGUGCAGGUCUUGGUGCUCUACUUGGAGGUGCAGCUGGAGCAGCUUGGAAUGUCCUUGUUAACACUUUUACUGGUGUCCAUAGAGAUAGUUAAAAAUAAUCAUACUUGGUUGUGUUUAAAUACACAUUUUCUUUAGGAGUACAAGGCCUUUUUUAUUUUAAAAGUCACAUGAUCAGCCUGCACCCACAUUUGACUGACGCAAAAAUCAAGACCAAUCACUGGGAAGGAAUACUCAUGUUUCACUUUACCACUGUGUGAUACAUAUUAUGUAUAUUAUUGUAAAAUUGUUAAAAACCCACUUUUGCUUUAUGGGCUCUAAUUUAUAGCAAAAGACAGACACGUUUACAAAAAUAAUUGCACUAUUUAAAACAUAAAAUAAGGAACAAAACUACAGCACACUAUUCUCAUGCUUUUAGAGGUGUACAGAUAGCAGGAUGUGUGUACAGGUAAAAAGAUUUAAAAGGUAGAUAAAGUGACAACAAUGUCACAUAUAGAACAAUAAUAUAUGCAAUAAUAUAUAGCUUAUUUUAUGUAAGAUUUACAAACAUCAGCAAUUUUAAUAGUUUUUUAUUAACCUACAUUUUUGUAAAAUGUAUUGAUUAAAAAAAUCUGUAAUGAUUUUUUUACACUAUAUGGACAAAACUAUUGGUACAUGCCUUCUAAUUACCAAAUUCAGAAAUCAUAUGGUUCCAACUUUGAAGCAGCAGUUUAGGGAAUGGCGCUUUCUUGUUCUGGCAUUACUGUGCCUUUGUGCACAAAGCAAGGUCUGUAAAUACAAGAGGAAAACCUCCAGUGGCUCUUUUGACGGAAUGGGCACAAAUUCUCAUAGACAUACCUCAAAGUCUUGUGAGAAACCUUGUCUGAAGAGUGGCUGAUGUUAUAACUAAAAAUAUCACAUAGAGGUCACUCUACUCUAUGUUUUUGAUAUUUGAUGUCUAACAAACUCAUGGCCAGUAGUCUGAAUACUUUUGGUCAUAUAGUGUAUGUGUUCUAUUUCAUUUUUUGUUUACAUUUUUAAUCAUGCCAUAUUCUUGGCAUGUUGAAGUAUUUGUGACAUAUCGUCCAGACAUGCUGAAUGGUCUUAUGCUGAAAUGAAAUUGUGUCUUACAAAUAGAUUUUUGUAAAUGAAAACAUUCUGAUUGUAAAAGUAUUUUAAAUUGCAAUGUAGCUGAGAAUUAAUAAAAUCUACAUUUUGCACCUAC